Molecule: messenger RNA, 2521 nt
Organism: Pocillopora damicornis (cauliflower coral)
Lineage: Eukaryota; Metazoa; Cnidaria; Anthozoa; Scleractinia; Pocilloporidae
Product: lamin-B1
Biological process (GO): heterochromatin formation; nuclear envelope organization; nuclear pore localization
Cellular component (GO): nuclear envelope; nuclear lamina
Molecular function (GO): structural constituent of cytoskeleton
Source: RefSeq, a predicted model, not a curated record
UUGAGCAGAUUUCUGCGCGGUUCUAGAAGUCUUAACUUCUGAGCGAAUUUUGUUUUACUUUGCUUUGAGUUUAGCUUACUUUCCAAAAUGGCUACAACUGUAAUAUCACCUCGCACUCCGGCGUCUUCAGCGAGGGUCGAGGUGGCCUCCCCGACGAAGAUGACCCGGAUUCAAGAAAAGGAAGAACUUCAACACUUGAACGAUCGUCUCGCCGUUUACAUUGACAGAGUCAAAUUCUUGGAAGAAACGAACAGCAAGUUGACAGCAGAAAUUACUGUGAUAACGAGCAAAAAACAGACUGAAAUUGAAACCGUGAGGAACUCGCUUGAAGCAGAGCUGAGGGAUGUGAGGAGGUUGUUGGACGAGGUCGCAAAGGACAAGGCACGCGAGCAGAUCGAGAACAAGAAGAACUCCGCACUGGUUGAGGAAUUCAAGAAGAAGUUUGAGAAAGCAGCUGCAGCACACAAGAACAGUGAAGAUGCCUUGAAAGCAUCUCAGAGAAAGUUGUGUGAUCGAGAUGCACAGCUAGCAAAUGUAAAUCAAGAGGCAAAGAAGUUAGAAGCAGUUAUCCAGGACCUAAGGAAAGAGUGCCAAGAACUGAAGGAUGCUUUGGAAUCAGCUAAAUAUGCCCUUGAGCAGGAGACCCUAUCAAGAGUGGACCUCGAGAACAAACUCCAGUCCAAAGAAGAAGAACUCAAUUUCAAGAAAGAGAUGUACAGUAAGGAAAUGAUUGAGAUCCGUUCUCAGUUACAAAGUGUAGAGUCACAGCGCAGCAAAAUAGAAGCUGAAGCGAAGAACAGAUAUGAAGGAAUCUUGUCAGAAAAGCUACAUGAACUGAGAGAGAUGUUUGAUAGCGAGGCCAGGCAAUAUAAAGAUGAAACUGAUGGUCUUUAUGGUGCUAAGUAUGAUGAACUCCAGAGGAUGAACACAAAGGAUUUGGAGGAGUUGACACUGAUCAGAGAAGAAAAAAGAACUUUGUCAAUCACUGUUGAAAAUAUCAAAUCAGAACUAAACCAGUUGCAGUCCAAGAAUUCAAGCUUGUUACAAAGAAUUGAAGACUUAGAAAGUUUGCGUGCUAGUGACCAAAAGAUAGCUGAUGAGGCAAUAGCAAACAGAGAUGCACAAAUCAAAGAACUACGCAAGAGAAUUGAUGCUCAACUCAGGGAAUAUGAGGAUCUUAUGGGAGUGAAGACUGCUCUUGAUCUGGAGAUUUUGACUUACAGAAAGAUGUUAGAAGGAGAGGAAUCAAGGUUGAACAUAACUCCCCCAGCUUCCCCAGUAUUUGGAGCUUCUGCAAAAAGUGGCAGACGUUCUGCUAAGCGAAUCCGCACAGAGGAAGAGACUGUAGAAACUAAGUAUUCAAACAAAGGUUACAUUCAGAUAAAAGAGGCAAGUGCAGAUGGUACCUUUGUCAAGCUGUUCAACAGUGGAGCCAAUGAUAUGCCUCUUGGUGGCUGGAGUUUGGAAAAAUCAGUAGAUGGGGAACCACCUGUAAUCUACAAGUUCACACCGAAAUAUGUCUUGAAAAGUGGAUUUUAUGUAACAAUUUGGGCAUCCCAAGGUGGCGGCCAGCAUAAACCACCUUCAGAACUGGUAUUUAGACAGAAAGCCAGCUGGGGUGUUGGUAAAGAAACAAAAACAGUGUUGAAAGAUGCAGAUGGCCAGGAAGCAGCUUCUGCAAUUGUUGAAGAAGUCAGCAUUAGGACUGAUGAAAUUGACAGUCGGCGACAAAGUAUGAUGUCUGGACAACGUGAGGGUGAAACUAGCAAAGGUUGUGUAAUUCAGUAGUGCUACAACUUUUCAAUUGUAACAACUGAUUUUGAGCUUUUUAGUCAGUCCUUCAGUUUGAAGAACAAAAUAAAAUUAUGAGCUAUAUCUUUUUGUGUAGAAAAAGAACUUGCCAAAGUACUUUUUUAUUUGUAAAACCUGUUUGUAGUACAAUUUUUUAACCCAAAUUUUCAAUACUCCAAUUGAUUGUCUACAUUCUAUCAUCACAUUCUGCUUAAGGUAAACUACGUUUCCAUUGUAUUUAUUUUGAAUGAAAUCUUCAGUGUACAAGGGCUUCUAAAGCUUUUAUCAUAACAGCAGCCUAAACAUUUUGUUCAUUAAACUUAAUUUUUAGAACAAGAAUAAUAUAUUUUGUGUGGGGCUUUAAAAGAUGGUGGUGUUGAUGCAUUCCAGUGAUACAUUGUGUGCAUUUUUCUGAAAGGGAAAGUUUUAAAGGACCUGCUCAAAGAUUUAUCUUAUGAGACAAGGUGAACAGGUCAAGUACUUGAAUGCAAUUUGUGCGUGGAAUUUCCUUAACUUUUCUAAAGGGCAGACUGGAAAAUAUUUUUCUCUAACAUUUUCACUUUUCUUCUUUUCUAAAAUAUCUUGUAUGUUUUGUACUUUUCUGGUUUGCCAGUAAAACUUGGAGUCUUUUCUUUUUAAGAUGUAUUCAUUGAGGUGAGAUUUUGUAUGCAGUAGGUUGACCAUGCAGUUUUUGUCUGCAGUAUGAAUAAACUGACCACCUGUCAAUCAA